CAUUUCAAUUUUGAAGCGUAACUCAAGGCGCCACACUCUCUUUGAGUUCAUUUUAGAGAAGAAAAUGUUGGGUAAGUGUGAGAAAACGGUAGUCAUGAACCCUCCAACAGCGUCUAACAAAUGGACACAGGCUCAGAUAGAUGAUCACAAAGCCUCUAUGGGAAGAGUGAUGGAAAAGCCAAGCCAAGAUCUUCUUCAGCAGCAACAACAAGCCCUCAAGUGCCCUCGCUGCGACUCUUCAAACACCAAGUUCUGCUACUACAACAACUACAGUUUGUCACAGCCUAGGCACUUCUGCAAAGCCUGCAAGCGAUACUGGACAAGAGGUGGAACUCUCAGAAACGUUCCCGUUGGCGGCGGUUGCAGAAAAAACAAGCGUGUCAAGCGUCCAAACGGUGACGCUUCUGCUACUGCUAAUUCUCCUCCAUCAUCUUCCACUCCCAGCGCCAAUUCAAACCCUCCUUCCCAGGCCCACAUCGAUAGUAUUGCUUCUAGUUCCACCUCAAACCAUAUCAAUAUAAACCCUUUGUUUUAUGGGUUAACUAGUAACGGUAACAUGAAUGUUCCUUUCCCAAGGUUUAAUCUUCAGUCUCAGAUGAAUGCCCUUGGGCUAGGUUUUUCAUCUGGGGUUAUGUCAAGUGAAGCUAGUGAUAACGGUUACCGAAGUGGGUUUAGUACUUCAAAUUCAAAUAAUAACAAUAACUCGUUUCUUUCUGCUUAUAGUUCCAUAUUUGGUGGUUCUUCUUCAACUUGUGCACCCUCAACUCCUGUUAUGGCUUCCUUGCUGAGCUCAACUCUCCUGCAGGAGAAAUUUAUGGGUGGUGGGGUGAAGGGUGAUCAAGGUGGCAACAGUUUCCAGGGCUUGGCGCAGCUAGAAGGGUUGCAAAUGGAAGGGAAUAGCUCAAAGGAAGUGGCUGAAGGACAAAACAGGUUGGCUCGGUGGAAUAAUAAUGAUAAUAAUAAUAAUAAUAAUAAUAAUAAUAAUAGUAAUAAUAAUAAUGGUGGGGGUGGUUGUCAAAACCAGAUGGAGCAUGUGGGCUUGUCUGAUCCUAAUUCGCUUUAUUGGAACGCUGCAACGGGUUUGGGUGCUUGGAGUGAUCAACCCAACAUUGGUCCUUCAGUCACUUCUCUGAUCUAGAAAGAUGAAGCAUCGUUUUCAAAGCUAUAUAUGAAUCUCUCUCCCUUGUUUAGUUAAGGUCAUCUUUUGGUCCUUUAGGUUUUAACUUUCUUUAUUACUGCUACUUUUCCUUUUAGGGUCAAAGUGGGUUGGGUUUACUUACAUUGAAAAGAAAAAAAGAUACUUGAGAUAGAUGAGAGGAGUUUGGGAUCGGAGCGAUCAUGUCAGCUGCAAGAAUAUUACACUUCAGCCUGUUAGUUUUAUGAGUCAAGGUUGAGAAUUUGGUUACAUUGCGCUGAGAGGAACCUCGGAUCCUCUUCUCUCAUCGUGCCAACACAGUGUUUGUUUGUUUCCUGUGGAGAUCGAUCCCUUUGGUGCAAGUUCCAUAGUUGAGUAAGUGGUCUUUCAUUAAUGUAUAUACGAUGAUGCAAUGACAUGUCCUCUUUUUCUUUUCUACUUUCUCAUGUAUUGUGAUUAGCUACAAGAGGUGGGGGUUUAAUUUACUCGGCAUAUGCUGA
Messenger RNA from Cajanus cajan (pigeon pea), 1635 nucleotides. RefSeq lists its product as uncharacterized. Gene Ontology annotation, biological process: regulation of DNA-templated transcription. Gene Ontology annotation, molecular function: DNA binding; DNA-binding transcription factor activity. The record is from RefSeq and is a predicted model, not a curated record. Lineage: Eukaryota; Viridiplantae; Streptophyta; Magnoliopsida; Fabales; Fabaceae.